Messenger RNA from Orbilia oligospora ATCC 24927, 933 nucleotides. RefSeq lists its product as uncharacterized. The transcript is spliced from 2 exons. The coding region runs from base 1 to 933 and encodes 310 amino acids. The record is from RefSeq and is a predicted model, not a curated record. NCBI's taxonomy places the organism in Eukaryota, Fungi, Ascomycota, Orbiliomycetes, Orbiliales, Orbiliaceae.
AUGUAUCACCAAAAUCUCAGCGGGCGCCGUUUCACAAACCUUACUUUCGAACUGCUUUAUGAAACCCCUCGACAAUUCACCUCACCGUUCAGUGCCUCCGGAGGCCUAAGAUCUCCCAAAGAAGGACGUCCGACAUUUGUCGGCCGAUCGGUGAGUCGGGGUAGCAGCCGAAGUAGCAGCAGUGGAUCGAGUAUCAAUCUAAAACGAAGACAUGCAUUACAAACUCAUGCACCGAUGCCGGUGAAUGCUACUUCGAAAAUUGCAGCUGCAGCAUUUGCUGAAGAAAAGGAAAGGAUUGAAAGAGAAGCUAGGGAGGCUAGGGAAGCUGCUGAGAAGGAAGAGGUAGAAAGGGAACGGGGGAGGAGAAAGGAGAGGGUUAGUAACGCUACGACUAUUCAUGGCGGGGAGGUUGUUCAUGACAUUGGAAUGGACGAGUUGAAGAAAGAGAUUGGUGGACCGUUACCUGGGACCUUCAAUAUCGAUCUUGAUGAGGAGGAAGAGGAGGGCGAACAGGCGGCGAGAGAUAGGAAGAGUUCGGCGACUUUAAGUAUUGUUCUGAAUGAAUUGGAAAAGGAGAUGAAGGGGGAGAGGAGUCGAGCGCCCGCACCCACAGAUAUGGGGCAUGUGGGGGAAUAUACAGAGAAUGUAGAGAAUAGAAUUCCAAACGUUCCGUAUAAAUCAGUUACCCACCCGGACGUGGCACAGCCCAGAACCGACGACUUAUUGCCUGCUGGUGCAGACAGGGCGCUCGUCAAACCGUCGUGGAGAAAACAGCCCCUCGAGAAGAUCUCCGAAAAGACACAUAGGAUGAAGCAGAAAAUCGACGUUAGGACGACAUCGAUACGAGAAAAGAUACCGUUCUUUAAAAACGGAAGCACGAUGGACAGGAUCAAGGAGACAUUUAAGUUUUCAAGAUUCACGAAUAGGAAUUAA